ACUUCUUUCGCUCCAGUUGUCUCUUGCACUGCGGCGCUUUCCGUUUCUUUGAUUUGCUCUUGGUCUUUGAAACGCUUUCCUGCAUUUCUAGCAUUUGCGCUUUGCGACUUUCUUUCUGUUCUCUCUGUUCUCGACGUUAUCGUCAAACAACCAUCGUGAUGAUUCGGUCUCGGCGCACUCUGCUGCAUAACGCAGCAGUCGCUUGCUUUGUCGCUGCAGCUUUGCUGGCGGCUGCGACUAGCACCCAGGCGGCGUACUCGACCGCCUCCCAGAAAAAGAUGCCCACUGCUACGACCCGCGCCAUGUGGGUUUGGGAAUCAUGGCCGACCCUGCGCGUCAAGGCCAACGUGGCGCCGUUCCUGGACUUUUUCCAGAAGCCGUUCGGCCACACCGAGUACGCCUACAAUCGCAUUCUCCUGUCUCCUGGCGCGGCAGCGCUCACCUCAGACCAAGCUGCGCUGCGGUACUUUAUCUCUCAGGCACACCUCCGCGGCAUUGCUGUCGAGUACCUCGAUGGCCAGAACACUUGGGCCCAGGAUAGCGACAAGGCCGUCGCCAAGGCGCUGUGCAACACGGUUCUGAGCUUUAACACUGGCACGACGACGCAGGACGACGACUUUGACGGCAUCCACCUCGACAUUGAGCCGCACACGCUGGGUGCCAUUUGGCGCCAGAACACGGGCGCUGGCAAGGACCGCUACAACGACAACCUCGAGGACAACACCAUGGAGGUCUAUGCUUCCUGCCGUGCCAGCAUUAACGCGCAGGAUCCCAAGGUCACGCUUGCCGGCGACUUUGGCGACGACUACAGCUACUACGUGACGGAUCUCUGGGGCGCCAUCAUGUCCCAGAAGGUCCACGACUACGUCGCCAUCAUGAACUACUACGACACCCAAGCCAGCUUCAUCAGUGGCAAUGCCGGCGUCGGCGGCCUGGUUCAGAACUUGGCCAACGCGAAAAUCCCGGUUCUCUUUGGAGCGGAGACCAUCAUGCCCCCGUACGCUCCCGACGAGUCGUCAUUCUGGCAGGAGGGCUAUGGUCACAUCGAAAAGCUGUUCCAGAACGUCUAUCCCACGUACCGCAGCUCUGCCAACUUUGCAGGCUUUGCCACCCAUCACUACAACUCUUACAAGCUGAUGUCGUACGACUUGGUUGGAACGCUCGGCAAGGAGGCCUUCCCCGGAGGUGCCCCGUACGGUUCUGGCUCUGGCACUGGCUCGGGCUCUGGCACUGGCACUGGUACUGGCACUGGCACCGGCACUGGCACCGGCACUGGCACCGGCACUGGCUCGGGCUCGGGCUCUGGCUCUGGUACCGGUUCCGGUACUGGCACUGGUGGCGGCGGUGUUGUCCUUCCAGGUGUCCGCUCGUGCCAGCUCGUGAACAACCAACUCAUCGUCUCCAACCUCGCAUCCAAUGUCAAGUGUGUUCAACGCGACGACACCUACGAAGCUGCCGGUCCUGACGCAAGCGGCAAGACUGUGUUCAAGAAUGUGCCCAAGCUUUGCAACGUUGAGCUCUACAGCUCGUUGGACGGCAGCAAAGACUGCUCCGGCUACUUGGGCAACAUUGACUGCGUGGUCGGCAGCGGCGAAGUCGAGCCUGGCAAACCUUCCAGCACACCCGGAGCCGUCAAGCCAGGCAAGCCAACGAGCACUGCUGGUGCUGUCAAGCCGGGCAAGCCAACCACGACCGCCAAGCCCCCGCCUGCGCAAGCCACCUCCAGCAUCAAGCCGGGCAAAACUUCGUCCGCUCCCCCGCCUGUUGUCAGGCCCGGUAGCAAGCUUAUGCCCAAUGGUGCUACUACCCGCGCCAUGUGGGUUUGGGAGCUCUGGCCCACCCUGAAGCAACAAGCCAACGUCGCUCCCUUCGUCGCAUGGCUCCAGGCUCCUCACGACGACCCUUCCCUUGCCUUCAACCGCAUCUUCCUUGAAGUCGAUACUACCGCGCUCACGGAUCCUGCUGGCGCACAGCAGCUUCGUUACCUGCUGACCGAGCUUCACAAGGUCGGAAUUGCCGUCGAGUUCCUUGGCGGCAACGCCCAGUGGGUCAUGACUGCCAACAAGGAGGUCCCCAAGCAGAUCUGCGACGACUUGAUUUCAUUCAAUCUUGGCACCACCGCUACGACUGACAACUUUGACGGCAUCCACCUUGACAUUGAGCCGCACACGCUUGGUGCAUCUUGGCGUCAAAACACGGGCGCCGGCAAGGACAACUACAACGACGAGUACCAGAACAACUACGUUGAGAUUUACUCGUACUGCACUGCUGCUGCCGCCGCUCGCAACCCUGCUCUGACGGUUGCCGCUGACAUUGGCGCCGACUACGCCCAGUAUGUGACUGACUUGUGGAAUGCUGUCCAAGCUGGCGGCGUCAUGGACUACAUUGGCAUCAUGAACUACUACGACACCCAAGAUCGCUUCGUCAACGGCGAGGACGGCAUCGGCGGUGUGGUCAAAAACCUGGCUCUUGCCUCCAAGGUUCCGCUUGUCUUUGGCGCCGAGACCAUCAUGACUCCGUUUGCUCCGCCUGCCGCUUCGUUCUGGCAGGAGGGCUAUGGCUACCUCGAGCUCAUGUUUGACAAUGUGAGACCCAUGUUUGCGGACAACCCGAACUUUGGCGGCCUUGCCAUUCACCACUACGACUCGUACGAGAUGCUGCCCUACGACCUGCUUGGCACGCUGACUGGCGAGGAGGUUUCGACCGGCACCCCCAAGUGCGAGUACAUCAAUGGCCAGAUCAUUGUGUCCAAUCUUGCCAAGACUGUCCAAUGCGUUCAGCGCGAGGACACGUACGAUGCUCUGACUCCCGACAGCAACAACCAGGUUGUGUUCACCAACGUGCCCAAGCUCAUCAACGUCGAGACGUACUUUACGAUGAACGGUGAACGAGACUGCUCUGUCUACCUUGGCAACAUUGACUGUACCGUCGGCUCUAGCGACGGCUCGGAACCGGCACCCACUUGCGACGCUUGCGUCCAUGGGUCUUGCGUGAACGGCAAGUGCUCAUGCCAGUCCGGCUACACUGGCAAGGACUGCAGCACCCCCGUCGUGGCACCUUGCGUGUGCUCCUACGAGCAGACCGCGCCAGAGCUGGCUGCCCCGCUCCGACGCCGCGAAGAAGGCGGUCGAUACACGUAUGCGCGCCGCAAUGCGGCCGUGUACUCUGCUCCUGGCAGCGCGACAUACGAUUCCUCGACUGGCGAUGGCUCUGACAAUGGUUUGAUUAUCGCUGCCGUAACCGGCUGGGGUGUUGCAUCCGUUGGCGUCAUUUAUGCCAGCGUCAUGGCUUUCAAGAAGAAGCAGGCUGUCCAGCGCGUUCGCAAGGCGAGCAUUCAAGCUCAGAGUGCCUACCGUCCCGUCUCGUCCCGUCGUGACUCGCUUGCUAGCAUCCCAGAGGCCGAUCCCAUGGCGAUGGCGGACGAUUCCGACUUUACCGCACUCCGUCGCUCGUCAACCGUGUAAAGCGAGUUCUAGCCUCCAAGUCCCCUGUGGAAGUGUUUUGUACUAGUAUGUGUAGUUUUAUCUUCUCACAAAAAUGCCCUGCAUGAUGCAUGAGGUGCGCUUGGCUUGCUGUAUGUGGGUUUUCACAUAUCGGUUUUGCUCGGAAACGAAAUUGCACGCUGAUUUACGUUGACGACAAAGUCACCAGUUUAUGUAUAAAAUAAAAAUGAAUUCAAAACAGUA
This is a messenger RNA of Capsaspora owczarzaki ATCC 30864, 3686 nucleotides long. RefSeq lists its product as hypothetical. NCBI's taxonomy places the organism in Eukaryota, Filasterea, Ministeriida, Capsasporidae. Bases 159 to 3464 code for a protein of 1101 amino acids. The record is from RefSeq and is a predicted model, not a curated record. The transcript has 2 exons.